Orussus abietinus is the source of this 3135-nucleotide messenger RNA. RefSeq lists its product as uncharacterized. The record is from RefSeq and is a predicted model, not a curated record. The transcript is spliced from 6 exons. Gene Ontology annotation, cellular component: phosphatidylinositol 3-kinase complex. Bases 470 to 2086 code for a protein of 538 amino acids. NCBI's taxonomy places the organism in Eukaryota, Metazoa, Arthropoda, Insecta, Hymenoptera, Orussidae. Gene Ontology annotation, molecular function: 1-phosphatidylinositol-3-kinase regulator activity. Gene Ontology annotation, biological process: intracellular signal transduction; phosphatidylinositol phosphate biosynthetic process.
CCGUCUAAAAUAUGGUUCACUGAUAAAUGAAAGGCAGAAUGAUCAAAAAUGGCCGCCGUGGCAUCAAGUUGUGUUUUGACAUUUUUCAUUACCCUUUGAUGUUUGUGAUUGGAACGUUUUUUUGUUAUUGGUGAAUUCAUGCAUUCAAAGUUGCCAAGUAAAUAUUAUUUCUAUUAUGUUGUUGAAAAAAUUAAGAUCAAGGUGCACCUUAAAAGGACAAGGAAGACUUGUCAAGACGUGUCCAAACACGUUUCAAAUGGCUGCAAUCAGUGAACAGUUAUCGCAAGUGCUUCAUGUCAUUUUUCAAUGAUUAUGGGGUGGUUAAUGUAGAACUUCAUCCAUAUUCUAGGAAGUUGCUAACGAUAGUACUACACUAAAUAAUCGUAAGAGAGUGACGAAUAUAAUUUCACUUUGUAGCGAACUCUUAACAGUCAGAUUAGAAGGGAUACAAUGCGUCUCAAUUUAGGUAAUGAUGGGACAGCAUUUUGCUAGUCUCAGAGAGUUUUUUAGAAUGGAUAGCGAUAAACAGCCAGCGGAAGCACAAACGGAUGUGCUGCAUCGACCGAGUUCUGAUAUGAUAGAUGAAGAUGAAAUAAGAAGCCUGUCUGACAUUGAAAAUAAUGGAAAUGUACCUGCUUUGAAUGCAAAUAUUACUGCAACCGAUGAAAAUAAGCCUGUUGGAAAUUUAAAUAACGAACAGUUAAAUUUGGAUUUUGAUAAUCAUAAUUCCAGAUUUGAAUGUAUAUACAGUCACCCAGCAGAUUCUCAAGAAUCUAAGCAACCUUGCAGUAAUGGAAAUUUCAUUACGGAAAAGGACAUAGACUUUAAACAACAAGAGGCGUGUUGUAGUAGUUCGGGAAGUGGUAAUAGCAGUAGUUGUUCCGAUGAUAGUCCCAUAAAUCCUGCAUUAAAACGAUCCUCCAAAACACUUUCGUUUGGAAAACGAAAAAAUAAACAACGUAAUAAAGACCAAGGUCCAAUAUGUAGUCAUAUUUUAUCAUCAAAGAAGAAGCGUAGUAAUUGGGUUUUGAAAUUUAAUUGUGCUAAAAGCAAAAGUUCAAAAAAUACCGAUAUUCCUGGUCAGGGAAACAGCAACUCUGAGUGUGUGUGUACAGGUUACAGACGUACCGAAGAGCAUCCCAUGGGUGCAGGCAUUGUAUUUAACAGUAGGUCAGCACCACAGAGUCCAGUUCUGGGUCCAAUUCGGGCAAGUCCUGUAAUUGACUUAUCCAGAUUCAAUCCCGAAGAGUUUCCAAUGGAAGAUUGUGAUGAAAGAGCAAGAUUGCAAAGAGCUCGUGAAAUGGAAGAAGGCAUUGAGCCACCUCCAGGUUACAGACCUAAGUACUCAGCAGGAAUUCAAGUACAUCCAAAUGGAAUAACAGUUGACAGUUUAGCAGUAUUGUUUCAAACACAUGCAGGUAUUCAAGCUGCUGCUCUCACGGCACUGUCUCAAAUUGACUUUACAUUGAUUUCGAACAUUGAAAGACCAGCACAUACCCAGGUUGAUUAUGUACAUUGUCUUGUGCCAGACCUCCGAUCCAUAACAGCCUGCUCUUUUUAUUGGGGUAAAAUGGAUCGCUAUGAGGCAGAGCGCUUAUUAGAAGGCAAACAAGAAGGUACUUUCCUGUUACGGGAUUCAGCUCAGGAGGAGUUUCUUUUCUCCGUGAGUUUCCGAAGGUAUGGACGAUCACUUCAUGCUCGAAUUGAACAAUGGAAUCACAAAUUCAGUUUUGAUGCUCAUGAUCCAGGCGUUUAUGCGUCUGAAACGGUGUGUGGACUGAUAGAACAUUACAAGGACCCGGCUUGUUGUAUGUUCUUUGAGCCAAUGCUAACAAUCCCACUACAUCGUAGUUUCCCUUUCCCAUUGCAACAUUUAUGUCGGGCAGUUAUAACUACCAGAACAACAUAUGAUGGUAUAAACAAGUUGCAGUUGCCAAAGACCCUUAAAAGUUAUCUUAAAGAAUACCACUACAAGCAAAGAGUACGAGUCAGAAGAUUAGACACUGAAAAUGAUUUGCAAUCAGAUGGCAGACCCAUAUCAUAUUUACCUUUAAUGAACUCUGGCGAGCCACAUUCGGGUGGUUAACAGUUUUAUUUAUUGUUUUGGGUUCAAGAUUUGUAUUUACGCGAAUGGGGUAAUGUAGUGAUAAGUUCUGUGAACAGUCUUACGAGGUGUACGCACAAUAUUAGAAUAACAAUACAUCCAUGUCUCAAUUCUUCUAACUCGUAACAGUAUAAGCGAAUAACGUGUAUACAGCUAGCAAGUAUUUUAAUGUAUUCUAUCUAUUCCACAAACGGCAUACAAUAGUCCUCGAUUGCUUUAAUGUUGAUUCAGAAGGAUUUGACCCUCUUCAGAUUUAUAUUAAACAUACUCAGCAAUUACUUUUUUCAUGUUCGUUGUGUUCCAGUUUGGGGGAAGUAAAACGCGAUGGGCAUUCGCUAUUGGUUAAUCAUGAUUAUCGUAUUCUCAUGCACACUGUUAUCAUAUAUAUCAAUACGAAACUUAUAUCUAGGUGUUACCUGCAUUAUACUCAUUUUUCAAAUAACUUUAACGUAAGGAAGGAACAUAAUAUCAUACAUCAAUUUUCUAUUUACGAACAAAUCAUAAAGACUGUUGCUCUUCUUGAGUCACUUCAAUCUAUGCAGACCAAGCAUAAAUUGAUCGCAAGGGUGUGCAACAAAAUACCUUCACGAAUUGGAAUGCAGUGAGUAUUAUUCAGUAUUAUGUCAUAUAGGAAACAAUGAUGUCAAAAAAAACUGGAUUUCUCACAACAAUGAAAUUUGAUUUUAGAAAGUCAAUUUAAAGACUUGCUCUUGUUAAACAUUGAAGUUCGUGUUAUUAAUCCCAUUGUGCCUAUUUCCGUUGCGAAUAACCAAUGAAUAAAGUGUUCGCAUGUGUUUAUUGUUGUUCAGAAUGAAAGUUGCAGAAAACCUAAUGAGUAAUUAAAAAAAAAAUAUGUAAAAGGGACUAAAUCGAAGCAACAUUUAAUUUCAUUAUAAAAACUGUGUGUAAGAUUGGCAGCUAAGUGAAGACAAGUUGAAAAUGUGUAUUGAAACUGAAAUGGAUAGAAUCACUGUUUAGUUGUUAAUUAUUUUAAGAAUUGGAAAAUAUGAAUAAAAUAUGAAUAUUUAUUA